This is a messenger RNA of Sinocyclocheilus grahami, 473 nucleotides long. Its product is annotated as ghrelin-like. The record is from RefSeq and is a predicted model, not a curated record. The coding region runs from base 57 to 362 and encodes 101 amino acids. Gene Ontology annotation, cellular component: extracellular region. NCBI's taxonomy places the organism in Eukaryota, Metazoa, Chordata, Actinopteri, Cypriniformes, Cyprinidae. Gene Ontology annotation, molecular function: growth hormone-releasing hormone activity. The transcript is spliced from 5 exons.
GCAGAUGUGCAGACCUACAGAAGCAGUUUGAUCAUUACAGAAGGUGACUUCCCAGGAUGCCGCAGCGUUGUUGUGCCAGCCACAUGUUUCUGCUCUUAUGUGCUCUUUCCUUGUGUGUCGAGUCUGUAAGAGGCGGCACCAGCUUCCUCAGUCCUGCUCAGAAACCACAGGGUCGAAGGCCACCACGGGUGGGCAGAAGAGAUGCUGCAGAGCCAGAGAUCCCAGUGAUUAAAGAGAAUGAUCAGUUUAUGGCGAGUACUCCAUUCGAACUGUCUCUGAGUGAAGCAGAGUAUGAGAAAUACGGUCCUGUGCUGCAGAAGAUUCUGGUGAAUCUUCUUAGUGAUUUCCCACUUGAAUUCUGACUAGAGCUACCAGUUCUACAAGAUUCAACUCCUUAAAAACCAAUAAAAAUGUUUGUAAAUUAAAAUUACGUAAUCAUUUUCCAACACCUUGAUUUGACAAAAUAAAGGAUG